This is a messenger RNA of Castor canadensis (American beaver), 2929 nucleotides long. NCBI's taxonomy places the organism in Eukaryota, Metazoa, Chordata, Mammalia, Rodentia, Castoridae. The record is from RefSeq and is a predicted model, not a curated record.
UUUUUAGGAAAGUUAUUAUUCAAGUCAAAUACAUCAUAAUGCAGAAUUCCAUAUCACUAUCACCAAAAGAUCAAGGAGAUGUUUCCAUGUCCAGCAGUCCUGGGGAGAAACAGCUGACUCAGCAGAUGUCAGAGUCUCCUGGGAAGAGAGUGUACACAGGUGAAUCAAGCAUCCCUUCUGGAACAAUACAAAGUGGGAAAAAUUUGCAGAGUAAGAGUCAGUUUAGGACCAUUGCACCAAAAAUUGUGCCCAAAGUUCUAACUUCCAGAAUGCUGCCAUGUCCUUCACCAUCACUCUCUGAUCGGGGAAGUCUGGGACCCUCCCUAACCUCCAAGACCCUGGGGAUGGGGAUGCCCACCCAGAACUAUGUUCUGAUGCAGGUGGCUGGCCAGGAGGGGACAUUUUCUCUUGUCGCUUUGCCAAAUGUUGCCUCAGCUCAGUCAAUUCAGAAACCCAGAAUGUCCCCACCUGAAAACCUUAAGCUGCCUAUUCCUCGAUAUCAGCCCCUAAGAAAUAACAAAGGACCAAGAAAGAAACCCAGCCUAAACUCCCCUGAAAGGGGCUGUAGCAAAAUUCCUGCCCCAGCCCAGGUGUGUCCUCAGAUGUCCCCUUUUCCACCUGCCUACCUUGAACUCCUAACCAAACCCACUCUACUCAAGCAAGCACCAUCCCUAGACCAAGCCCCAGGCAGUAGCAUCAGCACACCUCCACCAACCAGUAGUGGUGGCCACAGGGACUCAGAACCUCCAGUGACAAACAGCCAUGGAGAUCUGAGCACUCCUGCCACCCCAGCAUCAUCCACUCUGGAGGAGCUCUCUGCCAUGCAGAGCAUCUCAAAGAUACCUGGGAAAGCAAACUUUCUAAGCAGGGAACCACCCAGGAAUCCUGCUGCUGCUGCUGCUGCCAGUGAAAAACUUGAAGAGCAGGUUAGUCACGCAAAGGCCGUAACCAGUUUAUCACCAGCCAUUUCAGUCCAGAUGAUCUGUUCAGCCCCCAAAGGUAAACUGCCAGUCUUACCCUACUCCAGAAUGAAAAUGACAGAAGUUUGCAAAAUUGAAUCAGAUGCUUAUAUUGCAGAUUUUUCUGUACCUGGAUAUGGAACAGACUGUGAUAGGAGAUGCCCAAUCACAGAAGGCUUCCAGGCGGCUGCCAAAAUGGCCAGCAAGGUACCUGUCCAACAGAUACCAAAGCAGCGUCUUUGUGAGAGUAUCUUUUGUCCAGUCACCAAACCAGAUCUCAACCACAAAACAAAACUGAAUGGUGGAGCAACAAAGAGAAGAGUAAGGAAACGAAAGGUACCAGAUGAAAUUUUGGCAUUUCAAGGAAAAAGGAAGAAAUGCCUUAUUAAUAAGUGCAGAGAUGGUAAAGAAAGAAUAAAAAAUGAUCCUCAAGAAUCCAGAGACCAAAAGCCUGGGGCUAUGAGAAAGUAUCGUAGCAUUAUGCCCAAACCUACCAUUGUCAUGUCUGCUGCAGUCCCCCUGACUUCUCCUUCAGCUGCACUGCAAUCCCAGACACCCAGCAGCCUACGACAGGAGAUCUUCUUAAAUAGUUCAUUCACUCCUAAAUAUCUCAGCUAUAAGCAGAAUGACAGCCUGUCUCCUAAAUCCAUCUCUGGGUUCAAAAGUGGAUUCUCUGGCAUUAAGAAGCCUUGGCAUAGAUGUCAUGUCUGUAACCACCAUUUCCAGUUCAAACAACACCUAAGAGACCACAUGAACACGCACACCAAUAGGAGGCCUUACAGUUGUCGCAUUUGUCGCAAGGCCUAUGUACGUCCUGGCAGCCUGAGCACACACAUGAAACUUCACCACAGUGAGAACCGUCUCAGGAAACUCAUGUGCUGUGAGUUUUGUGCAAAAGUGUUUGGUCAUGUCCGAGUCUAUUUUGGCCAUCUAAAAGAAGUACACAGAGUUGUGAUCAGCACUGAACCCUCCUCCAAUGACCCACAGCCAGGGGACAUGCCAAAGAAGAGGGACAGAGAAACUAGUGUCCAAGGGAUGGAGGGAUCACUGGAGAGCAUCAUCUGCCCUGUGGCACAGUGUGACCUGUGGUGGGGACUCUCAGAGGUCUACAUCAUUGACUGUAUCCUGAAAGGUCCAGAUCUAUCCCUCUAUAGGGAAAACAAGUCAAGCUUGGAAGAAGAUUUCCUUCUAAACCAGGCAGACGAGGUCAAAUUACAAAUCAAAUGUGGCCGCUGUCAUAUCACCACUCAUUCUUUUGCCGAAAUAAAGUUUCAUUUGCUUUGUGUUCAUGGAGAGGAAAUUCAGGGAAGGCUACAAGAAGGAAUCUUGCCAGGCAGCAGAAUUGCUCAGGAAACAUUAGUUAAACAUACUGCUCCUGACUGGAAACCGCACCCAGAGAGAAGAAAGCAGGUGAGGCCUUACACAGCUGAGGACACAUCUUGCACACUUCCGAGACUCAAAAGGCAGUUCUGCCUUCAUCACCAGAAGGGUGGUGUGGAGCAGUCCAUGCACAAUGAAGGGGGCCAGCAGGGAAAAAGUGAGCCCCAGGGCCUGGACUGUGCCAGCCCCCGCACCCUUCACCUCUGGUCCCAUUUAGGCUUCAACUGCCUCCUCUGCACCCAGACACUGGGGAGGAAGGAGGAACUGCUCCUGCACUGGGGAUGCCGGCAUAACUGUGAGGACCCUUCCAGGCUGUGGACUGUUUUAAGUGCGGUCUCUAACCAGGGAGUCAUUGAACUUUCUCCGGAUGCUGAAAAAUGAGAGCCUGAGGCAAACUAGGGCUAAAGAGAGUGUUAUUGGCACCUUUCUAUUGCAGUGUUGAGUUUUAUGUGGUACUUCUAGAAGAAUCAAAUAAGUUAGGAUCAACCUCAGUAAACAGAAGUGUUUUUUGUAUAUAGGUUUAUUUUCUUAAGAAAUAAAAUAUACACUGUGGGUUCAUAUUUUUCUAAUUAUAUGCAGUCUCAUUUUAA